AUGUUGAGGUCAAAGAGAUUCCUUCUCCCACUCUGUACAGUAAUAUUGGUAGUUCUUCUAUUUCUGGAAGUACUUCUACAACUGCCUUUUGACCGUGACUCUCAUUUUGAUUUGCUCAAGCCUCGAUCAUUUGAAAUUCUUGAUUGUCUGGACCCUGAGGUCCACGAAGAAAACAUGUUAAGCGAGGAUGAUAAACUGGAUGCUAUGGGGGAAACUAAGAUUGCACAUGCCUCAGAAUGCACGUAUCCUGUUUUUCGUCGUCGCCCAGGGAAACGGCUGGUUCUGGUGCUAACCUACCUUCGCAGUGGAUCUACCUUGACCGGCGAUAUUCUUCAGCAAUCUCCGCAAGCUUUUUACUUGUACGAGCCCUUGAAAUUGUAUAAGUCCAAAAUAUUCCUGGAUGGCCAAGCUUGCGAAACAGCCGUGAUGAACUGUUCGCAAUUUAACACCAGUGAAAUUUUAGAGGUUUUUGGCGAUCUCUUCCGCUGUCGUCUGCAAGAACAUAAGCGAAAUAUUCUUGGUCCGCGAAAGCACAGUUUGGCGGUAAUGAGUGCGAUUCCUUACUGCAAGUCAAGACCAGGUUUCGACACGUGUAUGAAGAUGGUACAGGCAAUUUGUCACCAUUCUAAUGCAAUAAUUGUCAAAACUAUCCGGUUGUCUAUGGAAUUUGUUCCUCGCCUUUUGUUGAAGUUCCCGGAUCUUCGUAUUAUUCACUUACUGAGAGAUCCUCGUGGAACCAUGGACUCCAGGAAACGGGGCGGAUAUUUACGAAAAAUAAAAAUUAGUUCGAGUGCUAAAUGGUUGUGUGAACGAAUCCAGACAGACGUAGAAUAUUCAAAAGUUCUGCAAAGACGGUUUCCUAACCGCAUCAUUACAGUGCUGUAUGAGGAAUUAGCUGAGAAUCCAAUAGAUAUGUCAAAUAAAUUAUACAGAAAUUUGAAUUUAGAGUUCAGUGAUAGCUUUGAUGAAUGGAUUUUUAAUCACACUUCCGCCGGAAACCCAAACGAUUCUUUUUACGGAACAAUUCGCUCGAACUCCACUCUAACAUCUCAAUCAUGGAGAAAAAGAUUGAAAUUAAGGGAUGUUCGACUGAUUGAAGACGAGUGUAAAGAUGUGCUUAAUCUACUUGGUUUCAGAAAGGUUAAUGACGAGGAGGAUCUGAAAAAUACUGACAAGAGUUUAAGAUUACGUAGUUUAUACACUUUGGAAUAA
Messenger RNA from Saccostrea echinata, 1212 nucleotides. RefSeq names its product carbohydrate sulfotransferase 4-like. Lineage: Eukaryota; Metazoa; Mollusca; Bivalvia; Ostreida; Ostreidae. Gene Ontology annotation, molecular function: N-acetylglucosamine 6-O-sulfotransferase activity. Gene Ontology annotation, biological process: sulfur compound metabolic process; N-acetylglucosamine metabolic process. The coding region runs from base 1 to 1212 and encodes 403 amino acids. The transcript is spliced from 5 exons. The record is from RefSeq and is a predicted model, not a curated record.